Molecule: messenger RNA, 6706 nt
Organism: Dromaius novaehollandiae (emu)
Lineage: Eukaryota; Metazoa; Chordata; Aves; Casuariiformes; Dromaiidae
Product: ATP-binding cassette sub-family A member 10-like
Exons: 40
Coding region: 1548-6542 (1664 amino acids)
Biological process (GO): transmembrane transport; lipid transport
Cellular component (GO): membrane; intracellular membrane-bounded organelle
Molecular function (GO): ATP hydrolysis activity; ATP binding; ABC-type transporter activity
Source: RefSeq, a predicted model, not a curated record
GUCAUCUAAGGACCUAAUGCAACAACAGGAGUUUGUGCUUGUGCCUAUAGAGGAAUCUGCUGUGCCCGUCAGGAAAAAUUAAUUCUGAAGAAAUCAAGCCAGAACUUGGUUGAAUUUUCCAGGUUUUCACACUAAAUUUUCUUCAGUGGUGUCUUAGGGGUGUAGCUUGUCAUUUUUUAAAGACAGUAAGGUCAGUUAAUUCUCCUAUAGUGUUGCCUUAGAAAUCUUCAGAAAACCCCUGGUUCUGUUUCUUUUUUUUUAAUUACUAUUUUUUGGAAACCAGUUUCCCACAGCUUUCAGUUCUCCUUUUUUCUGAAGUGAAUUGUUUCAAGUGUUCCCCUCUGAGGGCGCUGACUCAGUGUCCACAUCCUUUUCUCCUCCUGGUAGAUUUGGAAGGGCUGUUCUCUCUGGCUGGCCCCGAAUUCCCUCCUCAAAAACCUUGCAGUGCAGCUGCUUAGUGAUCUUAUUGACAGGAUUUUAAGAUGAUACAUGCUAUCUAGCUGCUUUUCAGUGAAGCUCCAAAGCUUCACCUCUGUGGAGCCCUAGCUCAUUGGCAGAGCCCAAGCAGUCCUCCAGGACACAGAAAGGUAAACCCAAAGGACUCCCAAGAACAGAUGUUUUUGUGUUAAAAUGCAUUUUCUGGAGAUAGGAAGGUACGCCAGAGCUGUUUGCACUAGACCAGCUAUUCCAAAGAGAGUGCGUGUUUGCAGGUGUGCAUGUUAAACAUUAUAAUGCUGUUUAGUGAAGUACAGAUGCUUUCUUCUUCUAAAGACCCUAUUCUUUGGAAAUGACAAACUCAGCAGCUGCAAAAGAGCUAUGGCCUUUUCUUAAGCAACAACCAGAUUGCUUUUGUUUUCUUUACCUAAUUCUGCAAAUCAGAUGCAGAGUCCUCCUGUUGAAGUUCCAGCACAAUCAACUUGCAUUCUUCUACCUACUUGAGUUGUCGUGUGGGUAUACACACUUCCAAUUCAUUUGUGUUUCCUGGCUUAUCUGAUUUUCUUACCUCCCUAUUUUGAAAGCAAAUCCACUGAAAACCUAUUAAAAAAAUAAAUAAAUUCCCUAUCCUGAUUCCAGCUGUGUGGCAGCUGCUGGAAAAGCAACGAAAAGGAGUGGAAACUCGAAAAUUAAGAACAAAAAGGGGGGAAGAAAAGAAAUAAAAAUACCAUUGGUCCUUGGACACAGGAGUCAUCUGCAGAGGAAGGAAUACUUGCUGACUCAGGCUCUGAGCAAGAUAGGCAAAAGGCAGUGGAGGUUUUCCCCUCCAGAUAGUUCAUUGCUACCAGGCAAGGACUUGGUUCCUUCGCCACCAAGCUGGAGUAAGGUCAGGAACUUGUGACCACACUGUCUCAGCGCACAGCAGCACUCCUACUGCAAUUCUCCACCACUCUGAUCGGAGCACAUGGGAAAUCCUUAGCAAAGGCCACUUGGUUUGUAGAUGUUGCUCCAGAUAGCUCACUGGUUGGCACAGUCAUUGCUGUUGCUCCAGAAAUGUUGAGAGCGUUCACACCGCUGUGAACUGACUUCGUGACGUCAGGCUGGAGAGGGGCAUGGCCAGUGGGCUGUGUUACAGCAUUGAACCAUCUCCAGGACCGCAAAGAGAUGAAGAUCCCAGACAUCUCAGAGCUGCAGGAGACAUACUUCUAAUGGAAAACACAUUACCAGCUGGGAAAAUGCAGAGAAUAUGUGAGAGAGCCUCAAAAAUAUUCCAACAAACUCGUGCUCUCUUAUGGAAAAAUAUUCUUAUGGUGUGGAGGAUGAAAACGGAAAGUUUUCAGGAAUGGAUUACAUCGCUGCUUUUUAUCUUCGUAAUAUACAUAUCGACAAAUCUGAUAUUCCAUUUCCCACGGCAAGAAAUCCCCUAUGAAUUCCUUGGACGCUUAGAUGAUCCUGCCUUUAAUGCUACUGGAGUUAAACUUGCAUAUACACCUGUAACAAGCACCACCAGGCAAAUAAUGAAUAAAGUGGCUUCAGAUUCUGUAAUGAUGGGUAUAAAAACAGAAGAAGUCGAAAAUGAGAAAAUGCUGGAUACAAACGGAAUUUUGGAUGGAGACCUUAUUGGUGUUGUUUUUAAGGAUGACUCCUCCUAUAGUCUCAGAUUUCAAAGCUACAGUGUAGUAACUCCAAACGAUGACUUUGACAAUUUGGACACCUGCUUCAAUUUUUCAUCAAGCUAUUGUAAUGUUCCUUCAUACUGGUACGGGGGUUUUUUAUCACUGCAGUCCAGCAUUGAUGCAGCAAUGAUAGAAGUGAAAACAAAUCAUUCUGUCUGGGAAGAAAUGAAAUCAAUUAGUGGCAUUCGUCUGAAAUCACCCUUGAUCAAACCUUCAUAUAAAUUGGAAUACAUUUGGUUCAUUUUUUACGUUCUAUUGUCUUUCUCUCCAUACAUGUACUUUUUAUCAGUGAAGGUGAUAAGAGAGAAAAAGAAGCUCAAGGUUUUAAUGACAGCAAUGGGUUUACAAGAUAUCGCAUUCUGGUUAUCCUGGAGCUUGCUAUACGCUGUUUACAUUUCAAUAAUGGCAAGCAUGCUGGCAGCGAUCACGAUAAAAGAAGUAAUCUGGGAAGGCAACUUUGCUGAAAUAUUUUUCUUUUAUUUCUUUUAUGGCAUAGCAUCUAUUCACUUCUAUUUUAUGCUCAGCUCAUUGUUAAAACAGCCUAACGUUGCUAUUUUUGUGGGUUUUGUCAUUCACGUUAUCUUUGGGUGUCUGGGCUUUAUGACAUUGUUUGAAAAACUACCUCCGCCUUUAGAAUGGAUUUUUAAUCUCGUCAGUCCUUUUGCCUGUACAGCUGGGAUCUCAAAGAUUAUAAAAUUAGAAAAAUAUGGAGCAGCGCUUACACCGGAAUUGUACCCUUUCUUUAACCUAUACAUCAUACUAACCCUUGACAGUGUUUUAUAUAUGCUGUUGGCCAUCUACUUCGAUAAAGUUUUGCCUGGCAAAUAUGGAGUACAGUAUCCUCCUUUGUUCUUCCUGAAACCAUCAUACUGGUUCCACCGCAAGAGCAGAUACACAGAAGAGAGAGCUGGCAAUGGGAGCAGCCAUGGACCUCUCCUUGGUAAUAACGAGGAGCCGAUGCCCCCAGAGUUUGAUGGGAAGGAAGCAAUCAGACUAAACAAUAUUAAAAAAACAUACAAAAAGGAGGACAAGAGAACAGAAGCUUUAAGAGGCUUGUCCUUGAAUGUUUAUGAAGGCCAGAUCACUGCAUUACUUGGUCACAGUGGAUCUGGAAAAACUACUCUAUUAAAUGUGCUUAGUGGAUUUGCCCAGCCUUCAGCAGGUUCUGCAAUGAUAUACAACUACAAAGUAUCUGAAAUACAGGAUAUGGAAGGAAUUCAGGCAAUCGUUGGGAUUUGCCCACAAUUAAAUUUACAUUUUGAAGUCUUAACAGUGAAAGAAAACCUGAGAACUUUUGCUCACAUCAAAGGGAUUCAGAAGAAGGAAGUAGAGCAAGAGGUGCAGAAAGUUCUGACAGCGUUGGAUCUCACCGAUCUUCAGGAUGUCCGCCCUGAUACCCUGAGUGGGGGACAAAAAAGAAAGUUGUCUCUUGGAAUUGCAAUUUUAGGGAAUCCAAAGGUGUUGCUUUUAGAUGAGCCAACAGUGGGGUUAGAUCCCUCCUCCAGACACCAUGUGUGGCGUCUUCUGAAGGAACAUCAAGCUAGUCGCGUGACGCUCUUCACUACCCAGUUCAUGGAUGAGGCUGAUAUUCAUGCUGAUCGGAAAGCUUUUCUCUCAAAUGGGAGAUUACAGUGUGUUGGCUCAUCUCUUUACUUGAAGAGAAAAUGGGGAGUUGGCUAUCAUUUAAGGAUGCACAUAAAUGACCUGUGUGACCCUGACGUCAUGUCAUCCCUGGUCAGACAGUAUAUCCCUGAUGCUGUGUUCAGAGGACAGAAGGGGGAUGAACUGUGUUACACGCUACCUGCAGAAAACACUGAUACCUUCCCAGAUCUGUUCAGCCACCUCGACAGUAGUCUCUUGCAGGGGAUUGUUAAUUAUGAGAUUAGCAGGAUGACUCUGGAAGAUGUUUUCCUGAAGCUGGAGGGUGAGGAAGCUGUUGAUCAAGAAGAUGAUAGUGUUUUUAGUAAUGAUCACACAGAAGGUGGAGACUGCUUUAACCUUGAGGAGAUGGACCAAAGCCUGCUGACGCUUUGGGAGAGAGGGAGAGCCACAGUAAGUGGCAUGGAGCUCUGGAGACAACAAGUUCGUGCAAUGGCAAGAGUUCGCUUCUUAAAGCUAAAGCAUGAAGGAAAAUUACUCAGGUCCUUAUUGCUGUUCUUUGGAGUAUUUAUCCUUCCUAUUCUUCUCCUUAUUAUUGCACUUCAACUGUUGGACAGCUUCAGUAACUGGGAACUGACUGCUAGUUUGUAUUUUCUUCCCACUGAAGAGAAAACUCAUAUUAAGUCAACGAAUCUUCUCAUCUUCAAUGACACAGGAUCAGAAAUUGAGGAUUUCAUUCAUGCUUUGAAGAUUCAAAAGAUAGUGCCGGAAAUAGGUAUUGAGAAAAACAUCACAAGUAUGCCGCUUUAUAAUGGAGCUAUAAAAAUAUCCCUGGAAGGCAAGCGCUACCAAUAUACGAUCAUGUGCAGUGCAGAGCCUAUCAACUGUUUUCCAGUGCUUAUGAAUAUCCUCAGCAACACUUUCUUAAGGCUCUUCAAUUCCACAGCACAUAUCCGCAUCUGGAGUGACCCCUUUUUUAGUGUACAAAACCCAGCUACAAUGCAUAAUAUUGUGUUUAUCUGUCUCGCCUACAUGCUGAUUUUGACUGCUGGUUUGCCUUCUCACUUUGCAGUGAGUAGCAUGGAUGAUUACAAGAUCAAGGCUCGCACCCAGCUGCAGCUCGCUGGGCUCUUCCCGUCGGCAUACUGGUGUGGGCAGGCGUUAGUGGAUGUCUCUCUCUUCUGGGCCCUUGUCAGCCUCACGUUUGGGAUCCUGCUUUUGUUAUUUCGCGUCAGCAUCUUGAAUGCUAGCAUGAUUCUUUCUUUGAUUGUUUGCAUCAUUGGUUAUGGAGUAUCUCUUGUUCUACUCGUCUAUUUAAUUGCGUUUAGAUUUCGCAAGGGACGGAGCAAUCGUUAUAUUUGGUCUUUCAUCCUUACUCUGAUUACCUACAUUUUCUAUACGUUUGAUGACGGAGGAGGUAUAACCUAUCUGGUCUUUUCUGCUGUGGCUCCUGUGUUUCCUUUGGUGGGCUGGUUCAUAUUCGCUGUACGUGAAUUUUACAAUGUUUACAGUGACAGUCAUCCUGAGACAUGGAAUAACGACGUCUUUGUAGCUAUCUUUGCACCUUAUAUCCACUGCGUGAUUUUUGCUUUUCUCCUUCGCUGUUUGGAGAUGAGAUAUGGAGGAGCAGUUAUGAGAAGUGAUCCCAUCUUCAGGAUAUACCGGAGGAAAGUGGUCGCCCACCAGAACAGGGACCAUCCAGGAGAGGAAGCUGCAGAAGUUAAAGCUGAAAGGGAGAGAGUUAGGAGUGUGAUAGGGUCUCUGCCACAGGAAGAGGAUCCAGUUAUCGUUGUCAACAGUGUACGCAAGGAAUACGAAGACAAGAAAGCCAGCUCCUUUUUAAAGAAAAAAAAGAAAAUUGCUGUCAAAAAUCUCUCUUUCAGCGUUAAAAAAGGAGAAGUAUUAGGACUGUUAGGACCCAACGGAGCUGGAAAAAGCACCACUAUAAAUAUGAUUUCUGGAGACAUAACGCUGACUGCUGGGGAGGUGCUGAUCAAGGGUAGUGAUGCGGCUGCCUCUUCUCCAGGGCAGGGCAGCCCUGGGCUCCUGGGGUACUGCCCUCAAGAGAACUCACUCUGGCCAGAUCUCACUGUGCAAGAACAUCUGGAGGCCUACACUGCUGUGAAAGGGAUGAGGAAAGAAGAUGCAGCUGUUAACAUCAGUCGCAUAGCAGAGGUCCUGGAGCUCCAGAAGCAUUUAAAAACAGCAGUUAGGAGAUUGUCUGUGGGAGAAGCUAGAAAGUUGUGUUUUGCGCUGAGCGUUCUGGGUGACCCAACAGUCAUGCUUUGGGAUGAGCCGUCAGCAGGCAUGGAUCUGAAGGGGCAACGCCGUAUGUGGAAAGCAAUUCAGACUUCACUGAAAAGCAAGCAGAGGGGAGCCAUUCUCAGCACACACUACCUGGAUGAGGCCAUGGCGAUCUGCGACCGGGUGGCCGUCCUGGUGUCGGGACAGCUACGCUACAUCGGUUCAAUUGAGGACCUGAAACGUAAGUUUGGCAGAAGUUACUACCUGGAAGUCAAAAUGAAGGAUGCGGGGCAAAGAGAUGUUGUCCACGCCGAAGUUCUGCGGCUCUUCCCCGCGGCGGCUCAGCAGGAAAGUUCUUCUUCUUUGCUGAUCUACAAGAUACCAAUGGAAAAUGUACUACCUCUGUCCCAGUCUUUCUCCAAGCUAGAAGCAGCUAAACAAAAUAGAAGGCUUGAGGAAUAUAGCUUGUCUUUGCGCACCUUGCAACAGGUGUUUGUAGACCUCACCAGGGACCCCGAGGAGCAUGAUGAGGAUGCAGCAUUCAGCGGAGCUCAGGAUUGGAGACCACUUCAUCCCAGAGCCCUUUAAGCCAGAAAGGAAACCUUUCAGUAUAUUUUAUCAGUAUUAUUGUGUGUGAUUUGAUACCGCCCUGGGACUUGGUUAUCAGUGUCACAACACAUGCAGCUCUGUAGGUUUUCUGCUGCACCAAAAAAAAUACAUAUUUUAAUAAAUAAAGCCUUGAUUCUCUGCCA